AUAAGACACAAGUGCGAGUAUAAAAAGGUUAUAAUAUUAACCGAAAUGAGAUUUAAUGAUUCACUUGGUUUCUUCUUGGCUUCCUUUCUUUUGAUUUUGAACACUGAUUUUCUAGGUGAAAAUGGAGAGGGUAAACGCUAGAUUAGCCGUUCUCUCUGCGCACUUGGAGAUGUCUGAUCCCAUGCCGGCGGCGAUAAAGCCAUGGUGCACAUCAAGUGCUGGUGCACCGCAUGGAUCCCUAAUGGGAAACUUGACGAUCGUUGAUGAGCGUACGGGGAAGAAGUAUCAGGUCCCAGUCUCUGAGGAUGGUACCGUUAAAUCCAUUGAUCUCAAGAAGAUAACGACGGGGAAAGAUGACAAGGGACUUAAAUUAUACGAUCCAGGUUACUUUAACACGGCUCCUGUUCGAUCUUCCAUUUCUUACAUCGACGGAGAUGAAGGCAUCCUACGUUAUCGUGGAUACCCAAUUGAAGAGUUGGCUGAGAAUUGUACUUUUCUUGAGGUUGCUUACCUCCUCAUUUAUGGGAACCUGCCUUCACAACGCCAGCUAGCUGAUUUGGAGUUUGAGGUUUCUCAGCAUUCAGCUGUUCCACAAGGGCUUCUAGAUAUUAUCCAGUCCAUGCCUCAAGAUGCACAUCCAUCGGGUGCUUUUGUCAGUGCAGCUGCAAUGAGUGCACUUUCCCUCUUUUAUCCUGAUGCAAAUCCUUCUCAUAUGGGCCAAUAUAUUUACAAGUCAAAACAAGUUCGUGAUAAACAGAUUUUUCGUAUUCUUGGACAGGCACCUACGAUUGCAGCAAAUGCUUUUCUGAGGACGUCAGGCAAGCCUCCUGUUCUUCCUUCGAACAACUUUUCUUAUGCAGAGAACGUACUCUAUAUGCUGGAUUCAAUGGGAAAUAAGUCUUACAAACCUAAUCCCCGGCUAGCUCGAGUGUUGGACAUCAUCUUCAUACUGCAUGCUGAACAUGAAAUGAACUGCUCUACUGCUGCUGCCCGGCAUCUUGCUUCGAGUGGUGUUGAUGUGUACGCUGCUAUUUCCGGAGCUGUUGGAGCCCUUUAUGGUCCACUUCAUGGUGGUGCAACUGAUGCUGUGUCUAAGAUGUUAUCAGAGAUUGGAACUGUUGAAAACAUUCCAGACUUCAUCCAAUGCGUGAAGAACAAGAAGAGGAGGUUGUCAGGUUUUGGACACCGUGUUUAUAAAACCUACGACCCUCGAGCAAAAGUGGUUAGAAAACUGGCGUAUGAAGUGUUCUCCAUUGUUGGAAAGGAUCCUCUGAUUGAGGUAGCAGCUGCUCUAGAGAAGGCGGCACUCUCUGAUGAAUAUUUUGUUAAGAGGAAGCUUUACCCAAAUGUUGAUUUCUACUCUGGAUUAGUCUAUAGGGCAAUGGGAAUCCCACCACAAUUCAUUGCAGUCCCACGUAUGGCUGGAUACUUGGCACACUGGCUUGAGUCGUUAGAUGAUCCUGACACUAAGAUCAUGAGACCCCAACAGGUCUAUACUGGAGUGUGGCUAAGGCAUUACGCUCCAGUGAAGUGAUUUGGAUUCUGAUCAGAUUGUUCCUUGAAAUGGGAAAUAGACCAGACAAAGAACUUUCAUAUAUGUUGUAUUAUGUAUUUGUACAUGUUCUGUAAUACAUAAAACAGAUUAUGAUGCCGUGAAUAUAUUUAUAUAUUUUGCAAAAUGAAAUAAAAAUAUAUUAACAUA
This is a messenger RNA of Brassica napus (rape), 1702 nucleotides long. Its product is annotated as citrate synthase 2, peroxisomal. The record is from RefSeq and is a predicted model, not a curated record. Gene Ontology annotation, cellular component: mitochondrial matrix. NCBI's taxonomy places the organism in Eukaryota, Viridiplantae, Streptophyta, Magnoliopsida, Brassicales, Brassicaceae. Gene Ontology annotation, biological process: carbohydrate metabolic process; tricarboxylic acid cycle. Bases 122 to 1534 code for a protein of 470 amino acids. The transcript is spliced from 12 exons.